Messenger RNA from Postia placenta MAD-698-R-SB12, 411 nucleotides. RefSeq lists its product as hypothetical. The transcript has 2 exons. The coding region runs from base 1 to 411 and encodes 136 amino acids. Lineage: Eukaryota; Fungi; Basidiomycota; Agaricomycetes; Polyporales; Adustoporiaceae. The record is from RefSeq and is a predicted model, not a curated record.
AUGUUCGUCGAAGAAAUCAUCAACGAGGCGAAGGAGAGGAAGGAAAGAGAGAGGCAGACGAAAGCGGUACCCAUCCCUCCACUGCGCAGUGCCAACCCCAAACCCCAAGACAGUCCCAUCGCGGGAUCCUCACACCCCUGCCCCAAUACACCUGUCGUCUUUCGCAAAGUCGACCCCAACUGGACACCCGACACUACUCAAUGGACGUGGGACAGCUCCUGGCCGCGUCAGGAGCACCUCUCUGGCGAGGAAUGGAAGAAUGUGGGGAGGAACACGUGCAAUGAGUGGUUCGAUGAACAGGAGGACAAUGGCAUAGACUGGGAGUUGUAUGGAGAUGGUGAGCACUUACAUAAUGGGGUCCAUGCGCACUUCAUACCUGGUAAUGUACCACUACAUUUCUUUUUUUCCUAA